Funneliformis caledonium is the source of this 731-nucleotide messenger RNA. The record is from the annotation of a GenBank genome assembly. NCBI's taxonomy places the organism in Eukaryota, Fungi, Glomeromycota, Glomeromycetes, Glomerales, Glomeraceae.
CCUGGCAAACAUUGGUCAAAGACGCCAUAUCCAUCAUUAAAAAAGAAAUGGAAACACUUUAUAAGCAGGUUCCUGAUGAGAUUAAGCUUUGUGUUGAUAAUCCAAAAGAGCUGACGACAGAGUUGAAAUCAGAUGAUAUAAUUUCUAAGCAUUUUAAUAUCGAUCAUAUCGAAGAGGGUUUCAUUCUCAUAUACCCCGUCCCAAAACCCCCCACUUCUACCUCCACUACUGUUGCUGAAAAUAAGACAGUCUCGUUGGAAUGUAAGAAGAAAAAAUUGAAGCCGUUCUCGUCAUACCGCAGUUUGAAGGAAGUAUUGGCAAAAUAUGACCUCGUCUCUGAAGGGACAGAAGUUAUACCUCUUUUCACACCACAAAUCCACAAAGUCCCAGACGACAAUAAGCAUCUCGAACUAUGUAUGGCAGAUAUUAAAUUACAACUUCAAAAUUAUGGAAUGUUAGUAAUAACAAGUUUGGAGUCUAUGCGUAAUGAAUACGUUUCAACUAUACUAUAUACCACCCUUCAUAUCGCAGAAGAUGCCAUGAAAAAGAAAUUUAGUAUGAGGCCUGAGUAUGAAAUAAUUGGAGAUGAAAGUAGUGGGCAGGUCAAUUAUGCAAUCAAACCGAUAGAAAGAAACUUAGCAAAGCAGAGCAAGCAUCUCUUAACCAAGAUUAAGAAUCUGACACUGGGUGCUCCACUUCUGAAAAGAUACCAGAGGUAUCGAAUCUCAUGA